AUGGGUAAUUCAUGGACACAAGAAGAGAGAAAAGAAACAGAUGAAUUUGCUGAUAUAGACAUCCAUGCUGAGCACAACAGGUCAAAUAGCCUGUCUUGCAGUUGUUCAUUUUGUUGCUCACGUAGAAGUGUGAUUAAUUGUGAUAGGAAUGAAGCCUUGAUGCAGGUCAGUUUGAACCUGAAUAAGAGGCAGAUUACCCCUAAUAUUUGUAACGCAGAUGUCAAUACAUUACAGGAAACAAACUGUUAUUCUUUUAGAAAGACUGAAUCUGAGGUUCCACAGUGCAGUUAUUUUGACACUCUGGUAUCUAAAGAAUCAGUAGCAAAUAAUACUUAUUACUUGCCUGACUAUAGUUCACAGGAAGAUGAAAUUCUAUGUAACUCAAAUUCUGUUAUUCACGAAGAACAAGUGUGUGAUUCCAAAGGACAGGAAGUGCGUAAAUCACUGCAGUUGGAAGAAACUACAGGUGCAUUUCAUUUGCCUUCGAGAGAGAGUAGAACUCUAGAUUUGAAUGAAGAUUAUAGUAUUGCAAGAGCUUUUAAAGAUAAAAUUAUAUGCCCACUUGAGGCAAGGGAGGACAGUUUAGUACUUGAAAGGAUUAGAAAUGUACAAUCUUCAUUUGAAAAUUGUGAUAGUGCAUAUCCAAUUUUUAAUAAGCUGCCAAGGGAAGUUUUAUUGGGAGAUAAUUUGAUUGGGUAUCUUCCAUUUGUUUGUGAAAAUUUGUGGGGAAAUCUGCGUAACUUCAAUGCACGUAUUUUUGCAGAAGACAUGAUGGAGGGGAUAAAUAUGACCGACAGUUUGGAUGGAGCUAAUUUAUGCAGACAGAUUGAUGUUAUUGAGGUUUCUUCACAAAACCAUGCAUUGGAUGAGACCCUGAGCACUAAUAGAUUUCUGUCAGACAGAGAUGAAAACGAUAUACUGCCUGUGGCUAAAGACUACUCUAUGGAUGCAGUAGACGGAGUAUUUAUUGGAGUUAUUGACAAAGUUGAUACAGCCUCAGCCAUUGCAUCAUUUCAAUGGAAGGGAAAAAGUUAUGCAGCAAUUAUCUCCAAGAAGAAAAUUGAAUAUAGAGGGAGGAAAGUAGGAAGGAAAUUGAAUGUUGAUGAACUGCUUGUCACUGGUCAACAUGUGACACUACAUAUUAAAAGUAAUUUAAAAAGUAAACAAGGCAAUUUAAUUAGCUCUCGUGUGAUAUUAGAUGUAGAGAAGGGAGAGGAGUUGCAGGAGAAGAAUUACUUUAUGUCUCCCCUAUACCUAGCUGCCAUGAACAACUCAUUAGGACUUACUUCCAUCCAUGCCACUAUUGAAUCAGUUUUUGAUACAUGGGGAACAUUGUCCUUAGUGGGAGGCGAGUGUAAUCAAAAGGCAAUUUUUGUUAGUGAGAAUGUGUAUAUUAAUGAUUUUAAUGUCCCUAAAGAAUGCCCUUUAAAUCUAGUUCUUUACAAAGGGAUGCCUGCUGUAUGUGGUGUGAAUUCACGCAAUUGUGACAUUAAUAUUAAAUUGUUUUUGUUUGUUGGAGAAAUUGUGGAACUGGCGAACGAUGUAGGUAUAAUCUCAUUUUUCAGCAGAGGUAACAAGGAAAAAGCAGUUAUUUUAACUGAAAAUUUGUAUUUCAACAGAGAAAAAUUUACUUCCUCUGAUUUACAUGAUGUUCUGCAGUUAAAGGAAAAGGUGGCUUUUUUGUGUAUACCAUCUGAAACAAGUGAAAUAAGAUUCAAAGCAACUUAUUUGCUUCUCUGCAAUGAUAGAGAAAACGAUUCUGUAACUUUUGAUACUUUUAAAGAUCACUAUCAUUAUUUUAUUGAUUUACUUUCCAGUUGUCAAAUGAAAUGUGAGAAUAGAGUUCACAGUACUGUUGAGAUGCCCAGUGUUCCAUAUAAUACAACAAACAAACCACCUGAUUUUAACAUGUUCAUAAAAAGUGAGGCUAACUUCAAACAAGCAUCUCAAUCAUUUAUGCAAAGUUUGACUCAUUUCAAGAAGUGCAACAUGUCAGAAGAGCUUCAGGAAAACAAUAAUUACCGCUCUGUGUUAAAUGAUUUGGGAACAGCUUUGGUGUUUGGUGGUUUGUUGUGGAAAGAAUACAUUAGCAACAAAUUUGACAAAGAAGCAUCAUCAGCACUCCAAUUAAAUACUGUUCGUUUCAUUGACAUUACUGGGAUUGUUUAUGAAGAAGGAAUUCUAAUGUCUGGAGAAAUGAAGAUCUUAUUUCACCUAAAUGAUGUGUAUGUGAAUGGUGAAAAGUGCACAGUUUUACCAGUGGGUGCAGAGUUGCAUUGCACUGCUACAGAAUUGCCACACCGUGGCUGUCAUGGUGAAACACAUUUUGCUUGGUGCCUUUGGCAAGGAACAAGGCCAGAUGUGCAGCAUGUAUUCAGUGUGUUUGAGUUCAAAAAAUCUGAUGCAGUAACACUAAAGGAAAAUAAGCAGUACAAAGGUCAAGUUGUAGCCAUAUAUCCACCACGUGCUGCUCUUGUUAGGCUAUACAUUGGAGGGAGUAUAGUACCAGUUGUAGUGUUUUCCAAUUUUCUGCAAGACAGAGUGUGUCCAUUCAAUUUUGAGGGUAAUCAUUGGAUAAUUGAUUAUAUUAGUAUUGCUGACUGUGUGAGUGUUUCAGUUCAACCAACAAAGAAAUCCAACAAAGUUGCAAAACUUGGCUACCAGUGGACUGCAGUAAGUGCCAGAAAGAGCUGUUCUUGUGAAAUCAAGCCUCAGAAUACAAGGAUUCUUAGCAGGUGCAAAAGAAACCCAUACAAAGGCAACGUUUCUUUUCUCUAUAAGUCUUUUGCUGUAGUUACAUUUGAUACAGAUGAAGGCUGCAAGUUUGGUUUUUUCAUAAAGGAUUUUGGCAUGAUUAAUAAUGAACCUAUUGGUUCAAAUGUGGCACUCUCCGCUAUAUUGACACACAAUUCUUCUGUUACAUUCCAGAAGGAUUCAAUUUAUUUUGUUAAUGAGAACAUAUAUUACAUUUCAGUCAUCUAUGUGAGUGGAUUAGAAAGGAAAAUAAGCUCAAAGUGUAAUACAUGCAGCAUUUGUAGUAAAAAGAUUGAUAAACUGGUGGAUUUUCCAGUUGUUAAACAUUUGAAUGCAGUGAGUGGUGUAUUGAUUGACUUCAGAGACGAUGAUGGACUUAUUGAAUGUGGAAUGUACAAAGCAGUGUUUCACAAAUCAAGACUUUUUCUUUCGGGGGAAAAAAUAGGGAGUAGUCAAGUGUUAGGCGAUGUGAUCUGUAAAGGAAUGACAUUUUACUUUGUUGCAGUUGUAUCAGAAGGAGAGUGGUAUGGUUUACCCACUAGUCAUAUUUGUGUAUGCGUUUGGGAUUCUCAAAAACCAACUGUUAGUACUAUUAUGGAAUCUUACAUAACUGAUGCUGCAGAUGGGGACAUGCUUAAGGAAAAUGUUGCUUACUUUGGCAUAGUGAAAGAUAUUGCACCCCCAUCAGUUGCUCUUGUCACUAUAAACACAUUUGGAAGUUCAAUACCAGUACUACUUUUUAUUUCCAGUCUGGCUGUCGGCACAGAGAGGACACUGUGUACCAGGGGUGACUGGAUAAAUGACUAUUUAAAAAUAGGUGAUGAGCUGAAAGUAAAAAUUGCAAGUAAAAUAAAGAACAGCAGAUUUAGAAUUGUCUGUAUUGCCUGGAAAACAAAUGAUGCAUUAACAGCGAAAAAUGUUGUGUGUGCUGCUGUAAAGGAGGAUACAAUUUCAUCAGAUCAAAAUUUCAGCAGUUCUAUUGAGAAUCAGAUCUUGGUACAAACACACACUAAAGAUGAAAGUUGUGACAUGAUUGUAAACAAAGCAGGUAUUUCACUUCCUGCAGGAACUUCUAUUGACAGCUGUAUUUCUUCUGCAGACUGUAGGUCCAAAGGCAGUAAUGCUGCAUCACAGAAUAUGAAAAUUGUUCAGGAGGGGUCAUAUUUGUCUAGAGAAAAAACAAAUUCGGAACUCAAUGAUAUGGACAGUGAUACUGCAGAAGAGACAACUAUCGCACGUUCUGUGUAUAAUGCCUUUGCACAGGAUGAUCAGACAUUAGUCUCUGAUUUAGAAUCACUGGGCUCUAUGCUGGUAGUUGGUAGUUUGCUAUGGAAGGAAUUUCUAACCAAGAAUCCAGAGACAACUAAUGACUUAUCACACUGUAGAUUUACAGAUGCGGAAGUUACUGCAAUACAACCAGUUUCAGAAACUACUGCAGUGUUAACAGUGGCUAUGUGUCCACAUGAACCAGUGCAAGCAUUUUUCAAUGAAAUAGAUGCGUACAACAUUGAUGCAAACUCAAAUGAUAAAAUAUAUUGUACAGGCAUUAAACUUCCAGAGACAGGGCGUUUCAAGGAAACUUUCGUUGUUUGGUUACUGUGGCAAGGAAUGCCACCUGCAGUGCAUGAAGUAUUUUCAGUCUUCAAGACUGAAUACUCUAAUGCUUUAGUUUUGCAAGAUAAUGUACAGUAUCUUGGAAUAAUUGUGGGCCUGUUGCCACCAUAUGUGGGUCUUAUGAAGAUUGCUGUGAGUAGUUCAGUAUCAGUGCUGGUACUAAUACACGUAAAUGCUUUGACAGCUUGUAGAGGUAUAGCACUUAGAAAUUCAUCUGAGAGUUGGAUAAUAGAUUAUGUUAGUGUAGGAGAUGUGUUAACUGUAAGCAUUGAAAGUACAAAAAAUGCAUCCCUUAAGGAAAUUGGCAUCCAUUGGCGUGUGAAGAAAGUGUGGGACAACAACAUUGUAAAUGUGUCGUCACUUACUCUAGUGGAUGAUACGUGUACAUUUAGAGGAGUGGUUACCGCUGUGUACAACGAAUUUGGUGUAGUAACAUUUGAAACUGGAGGGUAUCUCAAGAGGGCACUGUUCUUCAAAGAUCAAACAAGUAUGAACUGGCAAGAAUUGAAAGCAGUUGUUACCUCAAAGGGAAAUUAUGAAGUUUCAUUUCAUGUAAAACCUGAGUGUUUCAAUCCAAAAUCUAUUCUUUGGCUUGCUUCAAAUGUUAUAAGAAUUGAAGAACGUGAAAGUUGUGCCACAGAAGAUUCAUGUGUAGCUGAUGAAGUUGAUUCAUUCAUUAAAAAUAGAAAAAUUAUUGCUUUUGUGGAAAAAUUGCAGCCAGAAAUGGGUCUAGCUGUUUUCAAAUUGUGUGGUAGAUAUGAACGUGCCAGUUUUUCCUAUACAAAAAUAUUUUUUGAUGGUAGUCAAAUAGAGCCAAAGUCAGCAUUGGCCAUGCUCAGAAUCAAUAUGCGGUUGAGUAUUAAAAUCCAGAGGAUAACAAAUUCGGAACAGGGAACAGUUAAAUAUACUGCUGAGUAUGUUGAAAUAAGACCAUAUAAUGAGAUGCAUGGAAAUGGAACGAAAGUGUCAGGUGUUACCUCCCUCACUAAUUUACUUGUAAGUAAAUUAAAUGUGACAUCAGGACUGGAAGAUGACAAUCGUAGAAUUUUAAAGGGGCUAAUGGGUAAGAUCAAAUACGACAAAUUGGGUACUGGCAUCAUAGAAUUCAGAUACAAAAAUGAGGACUAUGAAGUCCCAUUUGAUCAAUCUACUAAUGUACUAAUAACUGCACAAGGUGGUAGGAACCUUCGUGACAUAUGGCCCGCAGGUAAAAUGGUUCAUUUUAACUUACUUUGUAAUAUCAGUAUGACGAGGUUGAGUGUUGAAUGUGUUUGGGAAAACAAAAAACCCAAAAAGAUUGUUUAUAAGAAUGCUCCAGAACUCCUUUCCAUGGACAGGAACAGUGUAAAAUCUGGAGGAAUGUAUCAAGCAAAGGUUGUACUAAUCAAAAAAUUUUCCUUUGUUGCUGAAAUUGUAAUGGAAGAUGAUGUUGCAUCAGUUUUUGUUACAAAUGUUUCAUUUCAUCCAUUCUCUGAUACAAGAAAAUUGUCUCACAAUGAAUGUGUGUCAUUGCAUGUAAACAAAGGUGAUGUAGUAUAUGUUGUAGUUGAAAGAUCAAGAAAUGGCGAAGAACAUGAAUGGUUUGCUAUAGAAGCUUGGAAAGAAGCUGCAGAUCAUACACCAGUGCCGUCUGCAGGCCUGAAGGCAUUGAGAAAUAUUCAGACUGGAGAGGAAGCAAAAAUAAUAACUUUGUCACCAACAGAAGGCCAACUGCAAACUGUAGCCGGUAUAGUGCUCAGUUUUGUACAGGAGGAUGUUUAUCUUUAUGGGUUACCUCUGAAAAAUGUGGAUUUGACAGACAUUCUGUCAGUAGGUGUCACAGUUAACUUUUCUGCUACUGCAGGCAGUUCUACAGCAGGCCAAUGUGUAUUCGUGUCAAAGGUAUGGAUUGGUUGCUAUGAAAUCUUAAGUUUCGCUGAAACAUAUGGUGCAAUUGCACAGUAUCGUUCAUCAAGAGGAUGGAAGCCACAUGUGUUUGAGGGAUUGAUGAAAGAACUAGGUAAACACAGACAGAUAGAGUCUGGAAAUAUGGUGGAACAGUCAUUACAGAUCAAAGAAAAUGUUUCAGACGAUGCCUGCUCUACAGAUGACAUUUUGAAAAAUGCAAUUGGCAGCAAAUCUGAAAAACAUAAAGAUUUAUUUUCCACGCAGUCCACUGUGCCAAAAACUGAAAAUACGGUUGAUGCACAUAGCAACAAAACAUACGCUUCUACAUUGAAGAAGCAAGAUAAUAUACUUCCCUGCAGAAGAAAAGAUUCUGAAACUUCACACGACAGUAAUAAUGCAAGUGUUCUAGAUUCAGAUGUAAGGGGAAUAAUGGAAAUGUCUUUGUAUGAAAUAUUGUGCACAUACCAAGUUGCUGGUUCGUCAGAGUUUGCAUCACUUGUUUUGGAAGAUGUGGAGAAUAUGGUGCAAGAACAACUUUUCAAGAAAUUUUUACCAGCUGCAGUCUUUAAUGCAAUAAAGCACUUUACAGUUGACACAAGUGAAACUUAUAAGCAUGUAAAGACAAACCAAAUACAAGCAUUGGCCACCGAGGUAGCAGAUAAGUGGAAGAGGAGGCUACAAGUAUUAUUAGAAAACCAUUUUCAUUUCUCAGAUGAUGAAUUGGAUGGAGAAAAGGAUGUAGAACUUGCAUCAGAUUGCACGUCCAGCAGUGGUGAAAUGCGUGUGAGAACUAAUGACGCCGUCCAGAACAUCCCAGUAGUAACAGAAAGUGGUACACAAACAACCUCCACUGGUCAAGUCAUAUAUCUAAACAUUUAUGCAGAUGCUAAUGAUGAAGUUAAUCAUAGUUAGCAUUUAUGAUAACACUCUGUAACUGUCAGUGUAUGGUCCUGACAGUAAUUGUAAUUCAUGUGAGCGAUACAUGUGGACUUCAUUUAGCACGAAAAUAUGAGUUUGUGGCAGGAAGAAAUUUUUAAUCAGUCUAUCUUCACUGCAAUAUUGUAUGUAAUUUUUUGUAUAAAGAGAAAACUGUAAAUUUUCAUAUAUGAAGAAUUCAGAUGCAUGUCUCAUUUUGUAUUUUAUUUUUUUAUCACUGCACAGUUGUAUGUAUGUAAAUUUUAGUAAAAAAAAUUUUCACAUUUGAA
This is a messenger RNA of Schistocerca piceifrons (Central American locust), 7460 nucleotides long. RefSeq lists its product as uncharacterized. The transcript has 3 exons. NCBI's taxonomy places the organism in Eukaryota, Metazoa, Arthropoda, Insecta, Orthoptera, Acrididae. Bases 1 to 7167 code for a protein of 2388 amino acids. The record is from RefSeq and is a predicted model, not a curated record.